Messenger RNA from Colletotrichum spaethianum, 2355 nucleotides. RefSeq lists its product as uncharacterized. Bases 1 to 2355 code for a protein of 784 amino acids. NCBI's taxonomy places the organism in Eukaryota, Fungi, Ascomycota, Sordariomycetes, Glomerellales, Glomerellaceae. The transcript has a single exon. The record is from RefSeq and is a predicted model, not a curated record.
AUGACAGCGUCACAAUCACAACGGACCUGGGAGCUUGAGGACCAGCCCAUGGCGCCCAAGCUCGACCAGCAACAACGAGAUAUGCCAGACGAUGGCUCAAAACAGCACGACUCAUCGAACGUUCGGUGGCCGUUCGAAGACGUGGACGAUGACAAGCAGCCUUUACCUCCACACCAGCCGUCGGGUGGCUCGUCAUUCCAGUGUCAACCGCCCAUGGAUCCGGCGCUGAGACCGAGCCAGGGACGCAUCCGUUACAUCCUACGCUACUGGAGUCUUGAAAUUUUCACAGUCUUUGUCGCGUUUUGUCUUCUUGCCGCCAUCAUCACGCUCCUCGCCUACUAUAAUGGUCAUUACAUGCCAGAAUGGCCUUUCGAGAUCAACCUCAACACCGCCAUCGCCCUUUUAUCGACCCUCCUACGGGCCGCCAUUGUCGCCGCCGUGGCUGAGAUCAUCGGCCAGAUCAAGUGGACAUGGUUCGCCGAGAAAACUCGCCCUCUACAGCAUCUCCAGGAUUUUGAUGCGGCGAGUCGGUCCGUCCUUGGAUCCAUUAGGCUUCUGGGAGUGGUGGUGUGGAACCUAGGAUUUAGUUCUGCUGGCUUACUCGCCAUCGGUUCCGCGAUAAUAACUAUCGCCAGUCUGACUGUUGGCCCCGUCACGCAACAGGCCGUCCGCACAGAGACCUGCUCCAUGAUCCAGGAGCAUGCACGCUCCGCUAUUCCCGUGGCCAACUAUGUCCCGGGGUCGUCAUCGUACUACCGAGUCGGGGCGGGCCUGUAUGAGCUCGAGGUAGACAUGAAGAGUGCCAUGAUCAAGGGUAUAACCGAUCCGGCCAGCCAGGACAGCAACGUUCAAGUCACUUGUUCCAGCGGUAACUGCACGUGGCCCGAUUGGGGCACAGGCGUCACACAUGCGAGUAUCGGUAUCUGCAGCAGUUGCAUCGACACAACAAGCUUCGUAAGCUCACCCCAGCUCGGAGACAACCUGACACUGCCGGAUAACGGUGCCUUCAUCAACGUUCUGGGGGGGAACUAUAUGUGGAUGGGCUACAGCAAUCUGAGUGCGUACACUGAACUAUUCAGUGACGACUUUGCCCAGGCAGCUGCAGUCUCGCUUGCCAACUUCAGCAUGCUCAUGGUGACGAAGUCACCCUGCACGUCGGAGGAGUCGAACGGGAUUACCAAGCUGAACUGUCCGCAUCGCCUUUCGCAAUCCGACAAUAGCUACUUCGACGGCAUCGGAGACUAUAUUGCGUCCUCGUGUGUCUUGUAUCCAUGCAUGAAGGAGUAUUCUGCCCGGUACGAGGACAAUGUGCUGACUGAGAAGCUCGUCCGCACCACCACAGCGGUGCUCAAUUCUGCCGAGCAGAUGGCUUCGGGAACCACAUACCGGUACUCGGCUUCCGGCAACUAUACAGCCAUUCAGAGCCCUUGCGUACUCGACGACGGCACCUGGUACGACACCGGCAAUCAGAGCGAGGCCCUGCACGUUCCAGGGCGCACCUGGGCUAAUGUCAGCUUGGGCGACAGCGACGUGCAGUCAGGCGACAAAAUCAGCAGCGUGCCCAACGCUUGUCUCUACAAGAUGGACGGGAUCUUCUUUGAGGCGCUGUCUAACUUCCUCAACGGGGACCUGUUGAGCGCAUCGUGUACAUACAACUCCAUGCAGAGCGGCCACAUCAACUGCUAUGACUCCUGGUGGCUCACGCCGCUAUGGGCUGACAUGAACGCCACGGUGUCCAGCCUAACGGAAGCCAUCGACAACUUUACCUGGGCCGUAACCAACAAGUUUCGCAUGACUGGGCUAGGCCCCGAUGUUUUGCGAGGGACCGACGCUCUCAGUUCCCGGGGUGCCGAGGCCCUAGGCGAAGUCUGGACAAGCACCACAUGCACCUUUUUUGAUCAGAAGUACAUCGCACUACCCAUCAUUCUGGUCGUCAUAUGCGCGUUCUUGCUGGGCUGGAUUAUCUUUAAGAACUACUCCGACCCCGAGCAGCCUGUCUGGAAGGGUAGCGUGCUUCCGCUGCUCUUCUUUGGCCUUCACAACACCGUGGGCCCAAGGGAACCGGGUGUAGGGGCGUGCACGAGUGGGAGCAGAGGUUGUGGUGAUUCCAGAAGGGACGAACGACUAGCAAGGAAUAUGACGCUCUUCAGGGAGGAUGGACGCGGGGCGCCGGAACUCGAUCGGAUCCAUCAAGAGUCGGCACGAACGUGGGUACGGUUCCAUGGCGGGACGGACCCCGGAUUCUUGGAUCUAGGGACGAAAAAGAAGAGAAACGACCCAGAAGCCGAUAAUGUGGGGUUAAUGCCGCCGGCCCCGAUUAAACAGCGUUUAUACGGAAGCAAGUCGGCCAGAUAA